UUAAUUAGUUUUAUGAUUAACUCAUGUUUAGUCCUUCUAAUUAGCCUCCGAUCGAUGUGACAGGAAUUUUAGUUCGGACUAAAGAUCCAAACACCAAUCUGAUUUCCGUUUCCCUUUCCCAUACCCUAUCCAAACACCACCUUAGGGAUUGCGAAAUAAUUAAUUAGCCAAGCAUUGUUUAGCAAUUCCGAUCCCUUUCCUCGCUUGACCCUGACGGCCACCGACCGAGUGCCCCCACGCCGGAUCGAAGCGCGCUGCCUGGGUCUCCUUCGGUCCUUCCUGUGCCGCGUCUCCCUGAUUGACUUAGCUUUGGCUGGUAAGGGAUCCCUGGUGCAUCUGGAUGGAUUGUUAUGAGCCUGAUUCCUGUUUUGUCGGGUUGCUUUUUUCCCGUGUGAGAUCAAAUCCAUAUCUUCAUUCCUGGGACGCGUUCUUCAGUCUGUCCAUCCAUUUUGUUGUGGAUUUCAUCGCGAAUGGCUAUUUACCUUUCAAAAGUUUGGGGGUUCACCUGUCGAGGAGAUAGGUGCGUCAAGAACACGCAAACUUAAUUCUUAUGUGUUCUUGGGUUCCAUUCGUUUUGCUCCGUGUGCAAAUUCGGUUGAUAUUAUUGCCAUCCGCUGGGAUCAUGGGAGAAUGAAACCUGUUGCAGUCAUCUGGUACAAAUUCCAGUCCGCGAUGCCCUUUCCAAAUGAUUAAUUCUUUUGCGAAAUUAUUUGUUUCAAACUCAUGUCCACUGUUUGUAAGUAGAGUUGUGUUGUAAUAGGAUAUUUUGCUUUAAUCUAUCGUGCUGUAUAUUUCAGUAUAUACAUACAUGGGUAACACCCGCAUUGCGGGCUUAUCUUGUACUUCUUGUUGCAUUUUUAUGUCUUUAGAUAGCUAAUCCAAAUAAAUUGUUUCAGGUAUUAUGAACUAUGCAGCAGGCAUUGAGUUGCAUCCACAAUGUCCCAACUUGGAACAUGUUCAUUGCCUAGAGCUGCAAUCUAUGGCACUUCAGCUAGGAGGUUUGGAGGUUGUCUUCUCCUAGAGCCCAACCUGCUUUUCACCCCAUCAAAAUCAAGAACGCAUUAGGGGAAGGAAGAACCCUAACCUCCUCGAUCUGGUUGAUGUAGUCUGAGCCUGAGAAGAGGAAAGUGGAGAACUCACAAAUCCAAGAAGUAGAGGGGUGGAGGUGCCGUGGUGGAUCCAAAUUCCAAAGGAGGUGGCUGAGGUGGUGUCGUUGUAGAUCGAGACGGCGGCGGUGCUCCUGGAUAGGGAUGGGUACACGGAGGAUGGCGGCAACGCGGGAUGGUGGCGGUUGGCUGGGGACGAGGACGAGGACGCGAAAGAGGGGAAGUGCCUGGACGACGACGCGGAGGGGCGCUGGCGAGAGGCGGGGCGGUGGAGUAGACGAAGAUGGUUCACAAUUUCAGCAACCUAAGGUUAAUCGCAUCUCAUUUGAACAGAAAGUGUCUGCUAAAACAACAUUGAGAAGUAUGAGGUGUAAAGCUACUCAAACCCAAAGCGUCCAAAAGAAAUCUUCAAGUGCAACUGUUCAACGUGAUAAGAAAGGGAAAGUUCAAGGGCCGAAGCUGGACGAUGGAAGUGGCGGGUUCCCUCCGUUCCGCUUCGGCAAAGGUGGGGGCGGUGGUGGAGGUGGCGGGGGUGGCAGCAACUACUUCGGCGGAUUCCUUCUCUUCUCCUGUGUGUUGCUCCUGGAUUACCUGAAGGAGUUUGAGAAGUACCUGCUUACUCGGAAGCACCGAGGUGGAGACAACGCCAGCAACGGGCUGCUACAACCAUGAUCACCCCAGUAGCACUAGCUACUCGUUUCUGUUGUAAUGAAGAAGGCUUCUGGUUGUGGCUGCCAUUUGGAACAUAACAUGUGACUGUCAUGGUAGUUUAUGGUCUCUUUCUGAUGGACUUCUGAGAAAGAUCAUGUUGGACUUGAGACUUAAAUUACAGGACUGUGGGUAGUUUAUGUUGUCUUUCUGAUGGACUUCUGAGAAAGAUCAUGUCGGACUUGAGACUCAAAUUACAGGACUGCGUCAGAGAUGCCGAAAGUUCCUUCAAGUAGGCUGCUGAGCUGGAGAUAUGAAUCUAGUGUAAUGUAGCGUGCCUGUUUCAGAUGUAAGCCUAUCGUCAUUGGUGUGGAACGCUUGCCGACUGAAAUGUAGAAUCAGUUGACUGGAAAUUUGGCCGCCGUUCUCUACGGUGACUUUUGCUUUCCCAUUCGCUGAGGUUUGUGACUGUUGAAAUUGAGGUGUAAGCUGUCAGAGCAAGUGCUGUAUCAUUUCUGGUUGGUUUACGGGGAAAUUUCUGGGGUGAGUCAACAUCCAGUGUUUUGUGAAA
Setaria italica (foxtail millet) is the source of this 2325-nucleotide messenger RNA. RefSeq lists its product as uncharacterized. The record is from RefSeq and is a predicted model, not a curated record. Gene Ontology annotation, biological process: chloroplast organization; thylakoid membrane organization. Lineage: Eukaryota; Viridiplantae; Streptophyta; Magnoliopsida; Poales; Poaceae. Gene Ontology annotation, cellular component: chloroplast. The transcript has 6 exons. The coding region runs from base 1251 to 1778 and encodes 175 amino acids.